AGCUAACAUACCAGUCUAUUCAUUCUAUAAGAACUGCUUGUGCCUUCGUUCCCUCGCCCGUCUCCAUUGGAGAAACCCACGACGCCGCCGCCGUUGCUCUGGGAGAGCUAAAGAAGCGAUCACAAUCUAUGCAGGUCUCUUCUCGGAAGCCUUCUUCACAGCUCUUGCUUCGGGUAUAGACAACCAUGUACCGACUUCCCUCGGGACUGCUUGGGUCAUCGUCCGGUCGCCGGAGUGAGAUGUCCGGCCGGGUUUUCCAAGUGGAAGUUGGAGAAAUCAUCGAAGAGGAACUGAAGGCUGAGAAGCCUUUGCUCAUGGCAAUCAAGCGUCAGAUCCAUGAUGUCUCACAGAGCAGGAAUCCAAAUCUCAAUUUCCUUCCUCACAUCAGUUACUAGUUCGAGGAGCCUGUUGGAAAAAUUUCAUAGGGCAUUUAUCCAUAAACGAAGAUCAAGAGCAAGAAGCAGGAGGAAAGUGAGAAAAUUUUGCUCCGGGCAUUGUUUCAUUAGCUCAACUGCUUUAGAUUCGGUAAGGUUGCAAAAUGGAACAUGAUGAGCCAACUGCGAGCAAAUGGGCAGACAUGCAGAAGGAUAUCUUAAUCAAAAUAUUCCUGCUUUUGGAUGUCCUUGAGCUUCCUAGCAUUGCUCAAGUUUGUAGCGAAUGGCGCAUUGCUGUUUUGGAUCACAUGCUUUGGAGAACCCUUAACUUAUCAAUGCUGAAGUCCAAUUUUAUUAAAAUCCCAAUUGAGCCAUAUGUUUAUGUGGACAGCCAUUCUGAUAACACAUUAAUGCGAGUAUUAAGGGUUGCCAUGAAUUUAAGCAUGGGAAGCACAGUGACGUUAAUAUUCCAUUUCAAUCUCUACAUCACAGAUGAUCAAUUGACUUAUACAGCAGAAAGAUGCCCAAAGCUUAAACGACUUGUUAUGCCUUCAUGGAACCGAGUAAAAAAGUCUGGAAUAUGCAAGGCCAUUCGAAUGUGGCCAGAUCUUGAGUCAAUGACAUUGUUAAGCAUGGCAGAUCUUCCAUACCUGUUGGAAGAAAUUUCCCGUAAUUGCAAAAACUUCUCUGAACUUAAAGUCAUAGGUCCGUGUGAUACUUUGUAUGCGUCUGCAUUAACAAAAUUUCUCCCAGGCUUAAAGGUUUUGAGCCUCCGAUGUUCAAGGAUUUCGAAGGAGGCUUUGAACACCAUAUUAGAGGGCUUACCAAAUUUGGAGGUGUUAAACAUAUCACAUUCUCUCAUUAUCGAUGUCCCUCAACUUCCUGCGUCCCCAAGAGUGCUCAAGGAUCUUGACCAGUCAAUUCUAAAGAAGGCUGGUCGGCUGCGCCGGUUCUUUACCUGUACUGAUGAUAAUUGCACCAUGUGCCAGCGCACCAGAGCUGAUGACGGGUUAUUAAGAUGGUACAGGUAUGAAGAGUUGUGGAAAAUGGAUGAGGUAAAGUCACUUGCCCUCUGAAUGCAUCUGCGGGUAGUAUAGCAGAUAAACUUUUUGGACAGGUGAUUUUAGUUUUUGCAAAGCAACCAAACUAUAGUUGUUUCACUGAUCUUCAAAUUGGCUUCAGACAAUCCCCCCUGACUGGUGGUUGCCGUUGUAUUUUAAACUGCCAUAUGCUUUUUAGCUGUGAGGUUUUAUGUUUGUUGUUGCUGUAUAGACAAUGCCCGUUUUAUGUUCCCAAUUGGUUUUGCUCUUGGUGUCUAUAUUCAGCUUUACAUGUAUUCCCUAAGCAGUAGAUGGAUUAAUUACUGGGUAUUUCCAAAGAGAAUUUGAUCCAGAAAGCUGUGUUACUUUAGAUUCAAAGACAGCAUUAAAGGGCCUGCUUUUGUA
Messenger RNA from Diospyros lotus (date-plum), 1819 nucleotides. RefSeq names its product F-box/LRR-repeat protein At3g48880. The transcript is spliced from 4 exons. The coding region runs from base 539 to 1450 and encodes 303 amino acids. Lineage: Eukaryota; Viridiplantae; Streptophyta; Magnoliopsida; Ericales; Ebenaceae. The record is from RefSeq and is a predicted model, not a curated record. Gene Ontology annotation, molecular function: protein binding.